GAGGGGGAAGGCGUCAUGGCGGCGGCGGCGCGGCGGGCGCGGCGGCCGCUGCUGCUGCUGCUGCCGCCGGUGCUGCUGCUGUGGUGUCCGGCGCCGCCGGGCGUCGCGGCGGGGGGCGCGGAGCCGGGCGCCGAGGCCGGGGAGCGCUUCAAGAUCGAGGGCCGGGCGGUGGUGUCGGGGGUGAAGCCGCAGGACUGGAUCGCGGCGGCGCGCGUGCUGGUGGACGGCGAGGACCACGUGGGCUUCCUCAAGACAGACGGGAGCUUCGUGGUGCACGACAUCCCCUCCGGCUCCUACGUCGUGGAGGUCGUAUCGCCGGCUCACAGGUUUGAGCCUGUGCGCGUCGACAUCACUUCCAAGGGGAAGAUGAGGGCCCGCUACGUGAAUUACAUCAAGACGUCGGAAGUGGUGCGGCUCCCCUACCCGCUGCAGAUGAAGUCGUCCGGCCCGCCCUCCUACUUCCUCAAACGGGAGUCCUGGGGCUGGACCGACUUCCUGAUGAACCCCAUGGUGUUGAUGAUGGUCCUGCCGCUGCUCAUCUUUGUGCUUCUGCCCAAAGUCGUCAACACCAGCGACCCCGACAUGAGGCGGGAGAUGGAGCAGUCGAUGAACAUGCUCAACUCCAACCACGAGCUGCCCGACGUCUCCGAGUUCAUGACGCGACUCUUCUCGUCCAAGUCCUCCGGCAAGACCGGGGGCGGCGGCGGCGGCAAAUCCGGCAAAAGCGGGGUCGGGAAGAGGAGGUAGAGGGAGGCCGGGGCCCCAUCCCUCCUCGGUGCUUCCGAGAGAGACCCAGGGGAGUGAGAGAGAGAGAGAGAGUGCGUGCGACGCGGCGGGGGGAGAGGAAGCGCGUGCACGCGAGCGAGCGCAGGACCGUCGUCCCCGUCCCCGCCCCCCCCCGGGCACCGUGCACGGCGUCCCUUUGUGCCGCGGAGGCCACUUCGUACGCGAGCCCCGCGCCUGCGUGAGGUCGGUACGGCGGCCGCCGCCUCGGAUCGCCCGCGGGGCCCCGCCGACUGCGACGUGUAACUAAAUUAUAGCAAGUGCUCUGUA
Ornithorhynchus anatinus (platypus) is the source of this 1053-nucleotide messenger RNA. RefSeq names its product ER membrane protein complex subunit 7 (gene EMC7). Bases 16 to 747 code for a protein of 243 amino acids. Gene Ontology annotation, cellular component: EMC complex. The record is from RefSeq and is a predicted model, not a curated record. Lineage: Eukaryota; Metazoa; Chordata; Mammalia; Monotremata; Ornithorhynchidae. The transcript is spliced from 5 exons.